AUGGGCAAGAAAUCCCGCUCCGCACCGGGCCGCCGGCCCAUCCUUCAGCUUUCCCCUCCCGGACCCCGGCGAGAUGAAACGGCAACAAGUCAAACAGAAGGAGCCGAUUCGGGUUCCGAAGCCGACGAACCCGAAGCGGUGGCCGAGCCCCCCCGCACUGCUCCCAACCCACCGCCCCCCACUCCCGCUGCUGUUAAGCCGACAGGAGGUCUGUGCCUGCUUGGUGCCUAUGCAGACAGUGAUGAAGAGGAGGGAGAGACUCCAGAGAAGUUGGCACGGCCAGCAGAUGCUAAUGGCAGCAACUCAUCGGACAUUGACAGCACCCUGGCAAACUUCCUGGCGGAGAUCGAUGCCAUCACAGCUCCCCCACAGCCCACCGAGCCUUCCACUGCUUCCUCUUCCUCAUCUGUGCCCCCUCCCACGCCUCCUCGCCCAGAGCCGAAGGAGUCAGGCGCUAGUCAGGCCUCUGGUGGCAAUGCCAACGGUGCGAGCUCAGCACCGGUACAGGAAUGGCAGUAUGACACACAGUGCUCACUGGCUGGAGUUGGGGAGCUGGAAAUGGGUGACUGGCAGGAGGUGUGGGACGAGAACACUGGCUGCUACUAUUACUGGAACACCCAGAGCAACGAGGUGACCUGGGAGCUGCCUCCGUAUCUGGCCACACAGGUCCAGGGCCUGCAGCACUACCAGCACAGCAGCACCAGUGCCAAUGGUAGCUUUGUCACAGCUGCCACUGAGCUGUACCCCCAGGAGAAGGGGAUUUCCCCAGGUGGUGUUGGCCGUGGGGCCAGCCUGGCCAAGCGAGAGGUGAAGAAGGAGGUGAAUGAAGGUGUCCAAGCCCUCUCCAACAGUGAGGAGGAGAAGAAAGGGGUGGCUGCAGCUCUCCUGGCACCUCUCCUACCUGAGCAGGUAAAGGAGGAAGAGGAACGCUGGAGGAGAAAGGUGAUCUGCAAGGAAGAGGUUGAGCCACCCCCAGAAGAGGAGGUGAAAGGGGAGGAGGCAGCACCAGCUGCUCCUGAAGAGCCAGAGCCCAGCAGGGAUCCUCUGGAAGACACGGUGCAGGAGGAGCUGUGCAGCGUGGUGCAGUCAGGGGAGAGUGCUGAGGAGGAGGAGGAGCAGGACACCCUUGAGCUGGAGAUGGUGCUUGAGAGGAAGAAGGCCGAGCUGCGUGCCCUGGAGGAAGGCGAUGGCAGCGUGUCGGGCUCCAGCCCCCUGUCGGACGGCAGCCAGUCGGCCGCGCAGGACUCGAGCCGCCGGCUGGCAUCCAAACGGGGCAAGUGGAAGCUGUUUGUGGGAGCUGCCAGCCCCGAGUCUGCCAGCAGAGGCUCCAGCAAAACGGGCCGGGAGAGCCCAGAAGCAGCAGAAGCAGCACCAAGCACAGAAGCUACUGAUGCCAGUUCAGACAAAGAGAUAGAGCCUGAGGAGCCCCAGGAGAAAACAAAAACUCAAGGGGCACCAAAAAUAGAAGAGGAGGAGCAGGACCUAAAGUUUCAGAUUGGAGAGCUGGCAAACACUCUGACUAGUAAACUGGAGUUCCUGGGCAUCAACAGACAAUCUAUCUCCAACUUCCACAUGUUGCUGUUGCAGACAGAGACGCGCAUUGCAGACUGGAGGGAAGGUGCUCUCAAUGGAAUCUACCUCAAACGCAAACUCCAAGACGCAGCCGAACAGCUAAAACAAUACGAAAUAAACGCCACCCCUAAAGGCUGGUCCUGCCACUGGGACAGGGAGCAUAGACGCUAUUUCUAUGUUAAUGAGCGCUCAGGAGAGUCCCAAUGGGAGUUCCCCGACGGGGAGGAUGAAGAGGAGGAGGGAGGAGAGCGAAGUAGCGAGAGAAAAAAUGAAGGACCUCCCAAACCACCUCCCAAAGACAAAGGAGAGCGUGCCGAGGAACCCGCCGAGCGCUCCUCCACAGGCUCCCUAUGUAAAGAAUCCUUCUCAGGCCAAGUCCCUGCCACGUCUCUCAUGCCGGUCACUCCAUUUUGGACUCUGCUCCAGUCCUCUGUGCCAGUUCUCCAACCUCCUUUGCCUUUGGAAAUGCCUCCACCGCCGCCGCCUCCCCCUGACUCGCCCCCGCCCCCACCGCCCCCUCCACCACCCCCACCACCGCCUCCCGGAGAAGAUGGAGAGAUCCAGGAAGUGGAGAUGGAAGAUGAAGGGGGCGAGGAACCACCAGCACCAGGAACGGAGGAGGAUGCUCCCCUGAAGCCUCUCCUGCGCCCAGCCACCAGCAGCACCCAGGCUGCCAUGGAGCCGACCCCGACCCCGCUGCUCUCUGCCAAGCCCCAGAAGCGAAAAGCUGCAGAGAUGAGCCCGGGGGUGCUGCAGCGAGCGGCCACCAUUGGCAGCUGCCCAGUCAUCUACAGCCAGCCCCUGAUGGCCACCGGCAAAUACCAGCCCCAAGCUGUGCCCCUGGGCUCUCUGAGACCUCGCCAGCGCCUGCAGCCAGAGAUCCAAGGCCGCCCCAACCUCCGCCUCACCCCGGGCCACACGGGUGCCGCUGCUGCUGCGCUGGGGCUGCAGUCCGGUUACCUGGGGGUGACGGCGCCUGCCGCACCCUCCAUCAUCGGCUACUCCGAGUGCACCGUGCCCGGCAGCCUCCCUGCCACUGCCAUGCCUCCUGCCCCAGCACGAGCAGCCCUGCCCACCACUGAGCAGCCGCCGCCUCCACCGCCCCCCCAGACACCCCCACCACCCACACCCAAGGCCCCGCCGCCACCGCCGGAGAAGGAGAAACCAAGGAAGGGGCGGAAGGACAAGGGUAAGAAGGGGAAGACGAAGAUGCCGUCACUGGUGAAGAAGUGGCAGAGUAUCCAGAGAGAGCUGGAUGAGGAGGAGAAUUCCAGCUCCAGUGAGGAGGAUCGGGAGACCACAGCCCAGCGGCGCAUUGAGGAGUGGAAGCAGCAGCAGCUGAUGAGUGGCAUGGCAGAGAGGAACGCCAACUUCGAGGCACUGCCGGAGGACUGGCGAGCGCGGCUGAAGCGCAGGAAAACAGCCUCCAGCACCUGAGGCUCAGCAGCCUCCUUCCUCCCCUUGGGUUUCUUUUUUUACAGAUGUACAGUCCCCUACCCCCCCUACCCCCCUUCUUGACCGUUGUCCAAUAAA
Molecule: messenger RNA, 3105 nt
Organism: Indicator indicator
Lineage: Eukaryota; Metazoa; Chordata; Aves; Piciformes; Indicatoridae
Gene: FNBP4
Product: formin binding protein 4
Exons: 16
Coding region: 1-3009 (1002 amino acids)
Molecular function (GO): protein binding
Source: RefSeq, a predicted model, not a curated record